Molecule: messenger RNA, 2402 nt
Organism: Trematomus bernacchii (emerald rockcod)
Lineage: Eukaryota; Metazoa; Chordata; Actinopteri; Perciformes; Nototheniidae
Product: zinc finger BED domain-containing protein 1-like
Exons: 4
Coding region: 144-2402 (752 amino acids)
Molecular function (GO): protein dimerization activity; DNA binding
Source: RefSeq, a predicted model, not a curated record
CUGUGCAAUUAAUCGUAUUUUAAUCGCGAUUACGAUUAUGGCUUGCGACGAUUAUGAAAACAGCAUAAUUGACAAAAUACGAUUAUUUUGCUGGGUGCGCUUUCGCCCCUCCCUAAAAGCCCACUCGGCCACGUGGGAGUGACAUGUGUGAGUGUUCAGCGCGAGCGAAGAUGUCAGAACAAGAGCAGCAACUCGUUAAAAAGAAGGGUAAAACUAUUUCCACUAUUUGGAAGUACUUUGGCUUUCAGGAGUCCGACGUGGAGCAAAACAAAGUACAGUGCAGGAUUUGUUACCAGGUUGUGUUGGCACCACACGCUAACACAACCAAUCUCUUUAAUCAUCUGAAAUACAACCACAAAGUGCAAUACGACGGGGCAAUAAUACAACAAAAAGCAGACCAAAAAGAUGCCCGCUCGACUUCAUCCACAACAUCAUCACAGUCAUCGAUUCAGGACGCAUUGCACAGAGCAACGGCCUACGCGACGAGCUCGCAGAGACACAGAGAUAUUACAGGUGCCAUUACAUUUCACAUCGCUAAAGAUAUGUGCCCAGUUAGCACUGUUAGCAACCAGGGCUUUAAGCAACUUGUCAACACGUUGGACAAGCGUUACGCGAUGCCGUCUCGGUAUUAUUUCAGCAGGUCUGCGCUGCCUGCGCUAUAUGACAAAUGCCGUGGGGAAGUUGAGAGAGAUGUGGCUUCAGCUGACUACUUUGCCACCACAACGGACCUAUGGUCUAGCCGCACCAUGGAGCCAUACAUGAGCCUCACAGUUCAUUAUAUCGAUGCCGAUUUCAAUUUGAAGACAAAGUGUCUCCAAACCGCAUUUUUCCCUGAAGACCACACGGGGCAAAACAUCGCCCAUGGACUGAGGGAAGCGAUGGCUGCUUGGGGGUUAAAAGAGGAUAAACUCGUCUGUAUGACUACGGACAAUGCCGCAAAUAUAAAGCUGGCGGCUGAGGUCAAUGGAUGGAUGAGGCUCCAGUGUUUCGGGCAUAGACUCCACUUGGCCAUAGAGAAUGCAAUGAAGGAUCCCAGGAUCGGCCGUGCAAUGGGGCUUUGCAAGAAGCUGGUCAGCAGCUUCUCCUACAGUUGGAAAAAGAAGAGUGAACUUGCAGUGGCACAGCAGCAGCUGAAUCUGCCUGAACACUCCCUAAAGACAGAAUGUCCAACCAGAUGGGGAUCUAGGCAGGCCAUGAUCGACAGGGUCCUCGAGCAGCAGAAGGCCAUUGCCCAGGUCCUUUCCAGCGACCGAAAAACCAGACAUCUCUCCCUCACGUGGCAGGACGUUGAUGUACUGGAGGCAAUCAAUAAGUCGCUUAGCCCUCUGGUGGAAUUCACAGACGCACUUUCUGGAGAGAAGUAUGUAAGUGUGUCUUUUUUGAAACCAACCCUGCACCUCUUCAACAACUCAUUGCUGGCAGUGCAGGAGGAUGACACAGACCUCACAAAAAGCAUAAAAAAGAAGAUACUAGACUAUCUCAAUGAUAAAUAUGAUGACGCAGCGACACAAGAGCUGCUUGACAUGGCCUCUGCCCUGGACCCGAGAUUCAAGCUCAAAUAUGUCAGUGAGGACAAUCGAGGAUCCAUUGAAGCCAGUCUGACAACUGAGAUGAGGAGGGUGAUGACACUCAUGGAGAACGCCCCUCUUGAGACGGCAGAUGACACGGAGGAUGCUGCUGCAGCUGCACCAAAGAAGAAAAAGAAGGGACUGGGGAGCUUCUUCAAGGCCACCGUAGACCAAGCUGCAGAACCUCAACCUGCUCUGGAAAAGGACAAGGCCAUAGCUCUUGAGCUACAGUCCUACCUCCAGGCAGUGCCACUGGAUGCUGAGGAGGACCCACUAAAGUGGUGGAGGGAAUCCCGGAAGUUCUACCCACGGCUCUCCAUCCUGGCAAGGAAGUAUCUGUGCAUCCCAGCCACAAGUUCCUCUUCAGAGAGGGUCUUCAGUACAGGUGGCAAUAUUGUCACCUGCCUGCGCUCGUCUCUGAAACCAGACCAUGCUACCUGGAUUGCACGUACAGUUGCACCUGUGAAGAAUGGAUGCACGAUGGCAAGGCUGCUCAACCCGACAGAGAAAGAGUUAAAGCUGCACACCGGUUCCCAUUUAGGUGUGUUGCACCAUGUUAAGGACUGUGAUCUACUCACCCCCGCUGAGGUUUUCCCCUCUCAGCAGGGGGCUACCCCUCUGCCGGAUGUGGCUGGCUUCCCGUUGUCUGCUGAACAGAGACUGCAGCUGCAGGCCUUGAUGGGGAAACACCAAGGGGUGUUCGGCUCUGGGAAGGGCAGAACAGGAAACACCGGUCUGAUCAAACAGAUGCAUACAGACGCAUACAGACAGGUGAUCAUUCCCCGGUCAAGCGUCGGGCCUACCGUACUUCGCCAGAAAAACGGAAGGAGAUAG